Molecule: messenger RNA, 1990 nt
Organism: Megalops cyprinoides (Indo-Pacific tarpon)
Lineage: Eukaryota; Metazoa; Chordata; Actinopteri; Elopiformes; Megalopidae
Product: dynein, cytoplasmic 1, intermediate chain 2a-like
Exons: 17
Coding region: 98-1984 (628 amino acids)
Biological process (GO): transport along microtubule
Cellular component (GO): cytoplasmic dynein complex
Molecular function (GO): dynein heavy chain binding; dynein light chain binding
Source: RefSeq, a predicted model, not a curated record
AGCUUUGUGUACAACGCGAAAGAAAACGACCGUAGUAAUUCAAGCUCGGUGCACACAUUCGGAUAUAAAGUGAAGGAGCUCUCGCAGCUUUGCCGGCAUGUCGGAGAAGAGCGAGCUGAAGGCGGAGCUGGAGAGGAAGAAACAGCGCCUGGCGCAGAUCAGGGAGGAGAAGAAGAGGAAGGAGGAGGAGCGCAAGAAGAAGGAGGCCGACCAGACCAAGGAGCCCUCCCCGCCCCGGGACGACUCGGACCUGGAGAGGAAGAGGCGGGAGGCGGAGGCGUUGCUGCAGAGCAUGGGCAUCACGCAGGACGCGCCCGUCGCCCCUCCCCCCAUGUCUCCGACCUCCAAGUCUGCGGGCACGCCGAGUGAGGCGGGGAGCCAGGACUCCGCUGACGGCGCCUUGGGACCCAGGACUCUGCACUGGGACUCUGACCCGUCCACUCUCCUGCUCCACUCUGACUCUGACCUCGGACGGGGGCCCCUGAAGCUGGCCAUGGCCAAGGUGACCCAGGUGGACUUCGCUCCGCGGGAGAUAGUGUCCUACAGCAAGGAGACGCAGACCCCAGUGCAAACGCAGCCAAAGGAAGAGGAAGAUGAGGAGGAGGAGAUGAGCCCCCCAAAAACCGUGCUGGAGGGCCCAGAGGAGCUGGCGGAGCAGCGGGAGGAGGAGGAAGCACCACCGCACGAGCUGACGGAGGAGGAGAAGCUGCAGAUCUUGCACUCGCAGGAGUUCGCCUCCUUCUUCGACCGCAGCGCCCGCGUCGUGGAGCGCGCCCUGGCCGAGCACGUCGACGUCUUCUUCGACUACAGCGGCCGCGACCUGGAGGAGAAGGACGGAGAGAUCCAGGCGGGGGCCAAGAUGUGUCUCAACAGGCAGUUCAUGGAUGAGCACUGGUCCAAGCACAGAGUGGUCACUUGUCUGGACUGGUCCCCUCAGUACCCCGAGUUGCUGGUGGCCUCGUACAACAGCAACGAGGACGCCCCCCACGAGCCCGACGGCGUGGCCCUGGUGUGGAACAUGAAGUACAAGAAGACCACGCCUGAGUACGUCUUCCACUGCCAGUCUGCAGUCAUGUCCGCCGCCUUCGCCAAAUUCCACCCCAACCUGGUGGUGGGGGGCACCUACUCGGGCCAGAUUGUGCUGUGGGACAACCGCAGCAACAAGAGGACCCCCGUCCAGAGGACCCCGCUGUCUGCGGCCGCACACACGCACCCGGUGUACUGUGUGAACGUGGUGGGCACACAGAACGCCCACAACCUGAUCAGCAUCUCCACCGACGGCAAGAUGUGCUCCUGGAGCCUGGAUAUGCUGUCCCAGCCACAGGACAGCCUAGAGCUGGUGUUUAAGCAGUCUAAGGCUGUAGCUGUCACCUGCAUGGCUUUCCCUCUCGGAGAUGUCAACAACUUUGUGGUCGGGAGCGAGGAUGGAUCUGUCUACACUGCCUGCCGUCAUGGAAGCAAAGCGGGGAUCGGGGAGGUGUUCGAGGGGCACCACGGCCCCAUCACUGGGGUGCACUGCCACACCGCCGCUGGCCCCGUCGACUUCUCACACCUGUUCGUCACCUCGUCCUUCGACUGGACCGUCAAGCUGUGGAGCACCAAGAACAACAGGCCGCUGUACUCCUUUGAGGAUAACUCAGACUACGUGUACGACGUCAUGUGGUCCCCCACCCACCCUGCCCUGUUCGCCUGUGUGGAUGGAGUGGGCCACCUCGACCUGUGGAACCUCAACAACGACACCGAGGUUCCCACAGCCAGCGUUGCAGUGGAAGGGAGCCCCGCCCUGAACCGCGUCCGAUGGGCCCACUCCGGGAAGGAGGUCGCCGCCGGCGACUCCGAAGGCCGCAUCCUCAUCUACGAUGUCGGAGAGCAGAUCGCAGUUCCGCGGAGCGACGAGUGGACGCGAUUCGCCCGCACGCUGGCGGAGAUUGGGGACAGCCGCGACGAGGCUGAGGAGCUGGCCGCCCAGCGCCCGCCGGCCUGAUCGCCC